This is a messenger RNA of Paramecium sonneborni, 258 nucleotides long. NCBI's taxonomy places the organism in Eukaryota, Ciliophora, Oligohymenophorea, Peniculida, Parameciidae. The record is from the annotation of a GenBank genome assembly.
AUGCAAAUAAAUAAGGGCUUAAUGUUGAAAGAAAUUCAACUAAUAUGUCAUCAUCUCAACAAACUUUAUAAUUAUUUGACUUAAAUGAAUUGGCAAUAUUUGUAUUAGGAACUUUUAGUAUGGAAUCAGAACAAUAAGUAAGAAUUAAAAAAAUAAUUGGAUAAUGGAAAGAUUUUUGGAUAGCUUCCUUUAUGUAUAAGAAUUGAAUAAUUAUUCAAGACAGAUUCUUAAAGCCAAAUAUCGAUAGAGUAAAAAUGA